Messenger RNA from Penicillium diatomitis, 1137 nucleotides. Its product is annotated as dimethyladenosine transferase. Gene Ontology annotation, biological process: rRNA methylation. Gene Ontology annotation, cellular component: mitochondrial matrix. The record is from RefSeq and is a predicted model, not a curated record. NCBI's taxonomy places the organism in Eukaryota, Fungi, Ascomycota, Eurotiomycetes, Eurotiales, Aspergillaceae. Gene Ontology annotation, molecular function: rRNA (adenine-N6,N6-)-dimethyltransferase activity. The coding region runs from base 1 to 1137 and encodes 378 amino acids. The transcript is spliced from 5 exons.
AUGCCUAAAGUUCAAAAGGGAAAGCGCAACAAUGCGCACGCAGACGCCGCCGCAAAGACCAAGGCUGCGCACAGUAUCUUCAAGAUGAACACAGACAUCGGUCAGCACGUGUUGAAGAACCCCGGUAUCGCUGAGCAAAUUGUGAUCAAAGCCGAUCUCAAGCAAAGCGAUAUCGUUCUCGAAAUCGGUCCCGGUACUGGUAACUUGACUGCGAAGAUUUUGGAGAAGGCCAAGAAGGUGAUCGCGGUCGAAUUGGAUCCUCGAAUGGCUGCCGAAGUUACAAAGCGUUUCCAAGGAACUCCUCUGCAGAAGCGCUUGGAGGUCAUUCUCGGCGACGUGAUGAAGACAGAGCUGCCAUACUUUGAUGUCUGCAUCAGUAACACUCCUUAUCAGAUCUCUUCUCCUCUUACUUUCAAGCUACUUGCCACUACACCCGCUCCUCGGACCUGUGUUCUCAUGUUUCAACGGGAAUUUGCUCUGCGUCUAUUCGCCAAGCCUGGCGACAAGCUCUACAGUCGACUGUCUGUAAAUGCCCAGAUGUGGGCCAAGAUCGAUCACAUCAUGAAAGUUGGGAAGAACAACUUCAAACCUCCACCCCUGGUCGAGUCCAGUGUGAUUCGCAUGGUGCCCAAGGUUCCCCGGCCACAGAUCAAUUACGAGGAGUGGGACGGUUUGCUGCGCAUUGCCUUUGUGCGAAAGAACAAGACGCUUCGGGCCAGUUUCAUCGGCACACCCAGCAUCAUGAACAUGCUGGAGCAGAACUACCGCACGUGGUGUGCUCAAAACGACAUCCCUGUGGAGGACGGCCCCGUGGAAGAUGCGGAGGGUGAUAUGAUGGAUAUGGGUGAAGAACAGGAACAGGAAGCUGACGAGGAGGUUGCCGACGAAGUCAUGGAAAUGGAUGAUGAUGACGUGCCCGACUUCUUCAAGGAGGAGGCAAAUGCACGUAUUCAACAAGCUCUGAGCAAGCCUCAGCGCAAAAAGCGAGGAAAGGUCUCAGAGCUGGUCCGUGAGAAGGUGCGACAGGUGCUGGAAGACGAGACUGGCCUCGCCGACAAGCGCGCAAGAAUGUGUGAUGAGAACGAAUUCUUGAAGUUGCUGUGGGCUUUCAACCAGAAGGGCAUCCACUUUAACUGA